This is a messenger RNA of Debaryomyces tyrocola, 2820 nucleotides long. The record is from the annotation of a GenBank genome assembly. NCBI's taxonomy places the organism in Eukaryota, Fungi, Ascomycota, Pichiomycetes, Serinales, Debaryomycetaceae.
AUGUCAUCCAGUAACAAUUUGGGUGAUGUUUUCACUGGUGGCGCUACCACUUCUCAGCACGUUGAAGCUGAAGAUGAUGAUCAUUUCGAAAAUACCACAUUUAAAUUGAAAAGAACAAGAUCGCUUGGGCUUUUGGAUGAAUUUAUUCAACCAUCAGAUGCAGAAAAGGCUAAGUCCGGAGAGGUGGAUUCCAAGGGAGAGUCGGAAAUAAGUUCAGCAAACAAUGCUUCACCCCUGGAUGGUAAUUCUGACAACAAGGGAGGAUUGUAUGGUGAUGAUGAUGCUGUAAUUGAUGAUGAUGAAGACGAUAGAGAAGGCCAUAAGUUGCAAAUACCGGUAGUUUUAAAGAGCCCGGAAAUGUUACCGCAUGAUGAUACAGAUAUUCAAUACGAGCCAUCGAGACAUGUGGAUUACCUUUCACACCAAUGGGAUGUUUCUGAUAUAUCCAAGAGUUGGCGUUAUGUUAUUCAAAAGCGUAAAGAUGUUGCCAAUUCGGCGAGGCUUGAGAAUGCGAGUUGGAGAACCUGGGCGCAACGUAGAUCCAAUUUGAAGACGAUCAGCCCGGAAGUAGUGAAUUGGUCUAAGGAUAGCGAUGUCACUUGGUUGUAUGGUCCUAUUAUGAAGGACGAGGAACAUGGAGAAGCAGAUGAGGAAGAUAAUCAUAAAAGAAUCACUACUGCUACGAGUGCGGUCGCCGGGGACAUUUCAAUACCAAACAAGCCAAAGAAAGGACCUAAACCAAUUUUGAAGCGUAGAACGGUUCAAGAUAUGAUGAUUAGUCAUUCUAACUUAUUGAAAUUGCAACUUGCCACGAAUAGAAUGCACGAUAAACAACGCCAACAACAUGAAUCGCAAGUUCGCAAUGAAAAUCAACUGCAUAACGAGAAUGAACCCCCUGAAUUUGAUGACUAUGAUGCAAUUUCAGCUAAAUUAAAUUCUCAGUACAAAAAUAUAGAUUCUCAGAAUAAUAGCAUAGUUAACUUACAGAAGCUAAAUGAUGAUAAAAAAUCGGAAUCAGCAAAAUCAGACAGUCACCAAGCAGCGAAUAAUGAAACGUUGAAUCAGUCAGACCAAAUCUCAUCGGACAAUGCUACCAAUAUCCCACCUAAUAAUGCAGAUGUAUCUGUAGGAGCAAAUUCCACCACUAAUACUUCAUCCCCUAUUCCUAAGGAAGAACGUCGCAUCCACUUUAAUGACGAGGUGCAGCAAUGCAUUGCAUUAGAUGAAUAUUCAGACGACGAGGAUGAUGAUUAUUAUGAUGAUGACGAGGAUGACUAUUAUUAUGAUGAUGAUGAGGAAGAUUAUAUGUACGAAACCCCCCAUGAAGAUCAAGAUGACGAGAAUGACGAUGAAGACGAUGACGAUGAUGAAGGAGGAUUUUUCUUAAAAGUGAAAUCACCGUCUUCUCCUAAUGCGCCAGUACCAGGUUUAUCUUUGUCAGCUAACAGGGAAAACAGUAAAAACAAUAGUAAUAAUGAUAAUACUGAAGACACCGAUUCAAUCUCCACUACAAACAGUAAGGUUCAUAGAAGUAUUCAUUUAUUACCUUCUACGACGUUAAAUUAUGGCUCAUCGGACGAAGAAAGUGAUGAUGAUAAUCCUUAUACUUCAAGUUUAUCCCAUAACGCAAAUAAUAGAGGUUAUGAUUACUAUUAUGACUAUAAUACUGUUUAUACUUGUGAUCCUGGUCAUUCAAUUUAUGGGUUGAAUAAUAAGAAUGAUAGUAAGGCCCCUGAUGUUGUCGAUGUACCAGAGAAUAUUACGUUAGGUUCUAAUUUUGACUAUGAAGAUAUUGAAAACGAAGAUUUCAAUAAUGAAAAAAUGCCAAUAAUUGAUCCAUCAAUUAUCAACAGUAAUAACCUAAACUAUCCAACGAGCCAUAAUGAUGAUAAUUCUACCUUUAAACCAAAUGAUUCCGCUAGUAAUAUUAACGAUAGUGGCGAAAAAACGAAUGACAAUAGUAAAAGGUUUGAGAAAUCUAACAGUCCGGAACCUUCAAAUAAAAAGACAUCACCCUUUGACUUCAGUGGUUCAGAUAGUGAAAACGACUCUGAUGAUUCAGAAGAUGGGUUGUCGAUCAGUACUAGAAAUUCAAGUCAGUCAUUGGCUCAGCUGGUAUUCACGCACAACAUGACUCGGUCUUCAAACAAUGAUGAUGAACAUCAAUACCCAACUUACGAAAGUCAACCAGUCACAGCUCCAGUUUCCAGCAUCAACCCACGUCAUUCCUCAACUUCAAUUUCCAAACAAUCUACGUCUUCGAAUUCUUUAUCACAGCUGUUCUUUGGUGGAGGCCUUACAAAGCAAGAUGAAAAUGAAAGCAAGGAUCUAGCUCUGGCAUUUUUCGAUACAAAUGAUGAUGACCAAGAUGAAGAACCUCAAGACCAAGGUGAAACUGUGUCAUCACUGGAUAUGCCGCAAUUACAGAAAACAUUAUCUAAUACCCAACGCAAAGCAUCCCCUCUACCACCACAUACCACGUCUGCCAAUGCAUUUCUGGGAAAUACAACGCCCCCAUUAGAGAAACAACCGAAGAAUACGUUUUCAUUUGAUUCUGAAAGUGAUUCUGAAGAAGAAUCCGGUGAUGAUAUUACAAUUCCCCAUGUUGAUAAUACAACUCCAAGUUACGCAUCUUUAUCCCAGGUUGCUGAUAAGAAUGGUAUAAGAAGCCCAUCACCGGAUGUCAACAGCAUCAACAGCCCCCAAUCAAAUUCAAGUAACAGUAACUCUUCUACACUUGGAAACCAAAACAAGAACAUAGUUGGCCAGGCAAAGGGCUUGGCAACUCAUUUAUUGGGCAAUUGGAAAAAUAACGAAUGA